Molecule: messenger RNA, 924 nt
Organism: Cercocebus atys (sooty mangabey)
Lineage: Eukaryota; Metazoa; Chordata; Mammalia; Primates; Cercopithecidae
Product: olfactory receptor 2G3-like
Biological process (GO): G protein-coupled receptor signaling pathway
Cellular component (GO): membrane
Molecular function (GO): G protein-coupled receptor activity; olfactory receptor activity
Source: RefSeq, a predicted model, not a curated record
AUGACCAACAGCAGUGUCAAGGGAGACAUCAUCCUGGUGGGCUUCUCUGAUCAGCCCCACCUGGAAAAGAUGAUCUUUGUGGCUGUUUUGAUAUCCUAUCUCCUUACCCUUGUGGGAAAUACAGUAAUUAUUCUGAUCUGCUCUGUAGACCCUAAACUCAAGACACCCAUGUACUUUUUUCUUACUCACCUCUCCUUAAUUGAUAUCUGUUUUACCACCAGUAUUGUCCCUCAGCUGCUGUGGAACCUAAAAGGACCUGCCAAAACAAUCACAUUCCUGGGUUGUGUCAUCCAGCUCUAUAUCUCCCUGGCAAUGGGCUCCACUGAGUGCGUCCUCCUGGCUGUAAUGGCUUUUGAUCGCUAUGCUGCAGUUUGCAAACCUCUCCACUAUACAGCUGUAAUGAACCGGCUGUGCCAGGCUCUGGCAGGGGUUGCGUGGCUGAGUGGAGUGGGAAACACUCUCAUCCAGGGAACUGUCACCCUCCGGCUGCCUCGCUGUGGACACCAGUUGCUCCAUCAUUUCGUCUGUGAGGUACCCUCCAUGAUUAAGCUUGCAUGUGUGGACAUCCAUGACAAUGAGGUUCAGCUCUUUGUUGCUUCAUUGGUCUUACUCCUCUUGCCCUUAAUGCUAAUAUUGCUGUCCUAUGGACAUAUUGCCAAGGUGGUCAUAAGGAUCAAGUCAGUCCAGGCCUGGUGCAAAGCCCUAGGGACAUGUGGAUCCCACUUGAUAGUAGUGUCCCUCUUCUAUGGGACCAUCACAGCUGUCUACAUCCAGCCCAACAGUUCUUAUGCCCAUGCUCAUGGGAAAUUCAUCUCCCUCUUCUAUACAGUUGUGACCCCGACCCUCAAUCCCCUCAUCUAUACACUGAGGAAUAAUGACGUGAAAGGAGCACUGCGAAGAUUAUUUCACAGAGACUUCACAUAA